Dermatophagoides pteronyssinus (European house dust mite) is the source of this 931-nucleotide messenger RNA. RefSeq lists its product as uncharacterized. The record is from RefSeq and is a predicted model, not a curated record. Lineage: Eukaryota; Metazoa; Arthropoda; Arachnida; Sarcoptiformes; Pyroglyphidae.
UGGAUGGCUGAGAUUCAUCGUGUCCUUGGAAACAACGAAAUCAACAACAUCAUCAACUAUUGCAUUUCGUGACGCGCCAAAAAAAGAAAUAAACAUAGUGUGUAAGUGUGUCACUAAACUAUUCUCCGUAUAUAUAAAACAAAUAACUUGUUAGUGAAAAUUUGCAAACAGUGUCUAUGUUUGUGUAUCCUGAUCAAUAGUUACUACUACUUGGCAUCUUCAACACUAUCAACCACCACCCAAUCCGUCAAAAAAAAUAUUGCCAAAAAAUCUUCAUUUCAUUUUCAUUAGUUUCAACUUGUCUUCAUUGUUGCCUAUCAAAUUGUUUGUUCGGUUCGAGGAUUUUUUUUUCAUUAUCUUUUUGUUUUGUUUGUUUAUGAAUCAUACGAUUUUUAUAUUGUAUCAGAUAUCGAUUCCUGACAUAAUUUCAAUAAAACAUAAUUAUGCCUUCAUCUAAACAUCUUAACUAUUAUGGCUUUUUGGGCCUAUUUGUUUGUCUAGCUACAGCAGCCAGUUUUUUCAUCCUUAAAAAUGCUGAUUGCAACAUUGGCAGUGGCCAGAAUUAUGAUAAAUUAUCACCCAUACAAAUAGCUGGUAUCAUAACCGGUGGUAUACUUUUCAUUUUGGCCUUCUUCAACAUCGCCAAUGUUCUCUAUGAUAUAAAAAUCGUUUUCUUUUUGGUGGUGAUCGCCAUUUUGGGUGUAGCCGGUGUUAUGUUCUGGGGAGCAUAUAUUGCUUUUAGUGAACCAUGCAAAGGCUUAAUUGGAUUCAAUACAUCUUUGUUUUCAAAGAAUGCAUUCGAAGCUGAAGAUGGUAAUAAUAUUGCUGUCAUGUUUUUGGACAUUAUUGCCGGUUUAAUGUUAUGUUCGGUGGGUUUCACAUUUGCUAAACGGCUAUAGAAUUGAAAAAAUCAAUGUUGGCUAUACGAUUG